This is a messenger RNA of Pyricularia oryzae 70-15, 2418 nucleotides long. RefSeq lists its product as uncharacterized. Lineage: Eukaryota; Fungi; Ascomycota; Sordariomycetes; Magnaporthales; Pyriculariaceae. The record is from RefSeq and is a predicted model, not a curated record. Bases 339 to 2036 code for a protein of 565 amino acids. The transcript has a single exon.
CAGAUGUUUAAACCUUCGGAGACUCGGCACGCCGAUGCUGACUUUUAUCGUGCGGCAAAUCCAGAAGCUUUCAUUAGCCAUGGCUUGAGUCGGCCGUUCCAACGCUUUUGCUUCGUUCAUCUGCCUGAAGAGAUUCUUCCUACGUACUUUUUCUUGGUCGACGCAGGAAUUUUGCAAACGACAUGCCCUCCUCGGGUCGCGGUUGCUUCUCCAUGUCCGAGUGAUCCGAACGAGCGCAGACCGACCUCACGUCCCCAAGUUCUUUUUUCACUGACUCCGACGCGAGCCUCAACCUUCACUUCCGACCUCAGUGCUAGAGACCAAGUUCCACGGCAGCGAUGCCUCUACUCGAUUUCCCGCCUGGCGACAACGCCACGGAUACCAUUAUCAAUGGCGUUCACUUCAAUUUGACCACUCUCCGGGAUUGGAACUAUCAGUACUACAGCAACCAGACCGUCUCCAAUGGCACUUGGGACUGGUGCAUGAUUAUGGCCGAGCCGUGGACACCCACGCGCAUCCUCGCCAACGGCACCUUUAUGAACUCGACGUGGUGCUAUACUCCGACGCACCCCAUGGGUCCUCGGGCUAGCGUGGGAAUGGCCUUCGCCGUAGUCUUCGGCAUCGGCAUCGUUCUCAGCUUGGUCAACCUCGACCGCCACGGCCGCCUGCACUUGCCCAUCGAGAAACGAUUCUACCCUGUCGGCAGGCGAUGGCAGUGGUACUUCUCAAUCAUUGCGUGCGCCUUGGCCGUGGCUGGGCUCAUUUCCAACGUAGACGUCGAUCGCAUGUUCCUGCCCGAGCUUCCCGUCGUCUUCGUCAGCUUCUUCUGGUACCUGAUACAAAUGGCCGCCAUGGCCAUCGUCUGGGAGUCGGUCCGUCAUUGGGGAAGCUGGAUGGAGCGUCAGUUCAUCGAUGCCGACCCUUUCUCCUUGCCUGAGGAUGGUCGGCGUUACAGAUUUGAGCUCCUGAUCCCGCUCGUCUUCUACGCCUUCCUCUUCCUCAACUUCUUUCUCGUAUUUCCUAGAAACUGGGGUCCAAUUCAGUUACAAAGAUCCCCCGAACAGACGCUGCUCGAAGCUAUCCCGGCGGCUACGGAGCUCCGACUGAAAUUGGGGUCGUUUGCACUGUUCUUUGCCUGGAUCAUCGUUCUGAUUUCUCUACGACAUACGAUCAAUGAGUACUUGCCUCGUAACCGGGGGCUGCUGAACCGAUCUAUAGGGAUCAUCAAGCUGACGCCGCUCCGUCUUCACUUGUUGAUUUUCCUGUCGCUUGUCGUCGUCGCAUACCAAGCGUUUGUACCUUGGUCAUGGGAAAACUCACCGAUGAAUAUCAAUGGCAACGUCGCUGCCAUUUACCUCGGCGGAUUCCUACCCUCCCUUCUCAUCGUCUAUGUCAACAUAGUUGCUGGUUUCAUGCGUCCCAAUGAGGACCAGGAGCUUAUUCGACAACGACGGCGGCGUGGUGCAGAGCAUGAUGCUCAAUUACGCAUCACCAAGAAGCCCACUUGGUGGCGAAGGGUGAGGGGCGAGAUUCCGCCCCCUAACGAAACAAUGAGAGAACGCCUUACACGCAAUACUCGAGAAGUCGGCGGAAGGCGUAUUGACCCUGUCUUGGAGGCUGAGCUGGCAGCUGCUGGUCCCAGACCCGACCAGGCACAGCCCCUCAACCCUUCUACAGGGCCAAAUACGGUUGAGAUGGGCGCAAUGCAGAGGCCGAACAGUAAUGGCAGCAGCAACGGCAGCGAACUCCCCUCGCCUAAUCCUUCCAGGCCAAGGCCAGAUUUUGAGGCAUACGCGGGAAAGUCUGAUCGGCGGCGGAAUGAAAGGACCAUGGCUGCUGUUGCUGGAAUGCUUUUUCCCACUUCUGAUAAUGGUGCCGAUUAUGCCCGGAGGAGAGCCGAAUUGAUGAUGGACGGUCCUGCCCCGCCACCCUAUAGGGACAACGGCGAUGGUCGCCGUCAGCCCUCGGAGAGAAGCAACAGCGCCGCCUCAAUGGCUAGCCCUGCUCAGCAACCCAAGAGCAUGCUAGAUGUCUAGGGCUAUGGCUGAGAUGAAACCUAAUAUGGAUAUUCUAGUAUUCCUUGUUGUGAUUCUUAGGAUUUGUAUAAACAUAUACAUUUUUAGUCUUGAAUGUUUACGAUUAUGACAUGCAUUCUGUUAACGUGAACGGUGGAGAACUAGGCAGGGUAUGGGUGGAUCUAAGGCUCAGUCGAGUCAAAUUUCAUUUUGGAAGUUCCAGCUUCCAAGUUGAAUUGGAUAUAUGUGUCUGGACUCUUUUUGCAUGCGGUCUUUUAUAUUCUGUCGCUUGGGAUCCAUAGGUAUAUGCCUCCAAAGAUAAGAACCUAAAAUAAGCGAACUGUUGCAUUACAUAUUAUCGGAUAGAUGUCAGCAUCUUCACAGCCUAUAGUACGUGCCAAAG